This is a messenger RNA of Closterium sp. Yama58-4, 3204 nucleotides long. Lineage: Eukaryota; Viridiplantae; Streptophyta; Zygnematophyceae; Desmidiales; Closteriaceae. The record is from the annotation of a GenBank genome assembly.
AUGGUUACAGAAAUGACGACUACUAGCAGCCACAACCCCUCUGCGAAUCCCGAAGCGCAUUUUGCCGCUCUCCACAUCAACUUCCACACAACCAUUUCCUUCAACCCAACCUUUACGCCAAUCACGCUGAAGUGGGACAACCCCUUGCCGCUAGUCACCCCCUCCCCCGCCCCACACCACUGCCCCGCACUGGCCGCCAUGCCAAUCAUCUCCGCUGCCCUUCCACCCGCCGUAGCUCCCUCCGCCGAUCGCGCCGAUCCCGUUCCCGCGCUUCCGCCCACGGUGCCAUCCCGCCUCCAGCAGCGGUUGUCCGCGCUCGGGCAUGGCGCAGCCAGCAGCACCUGCCUGGCGGAAAUGCGCGCUCUUUCCCCCCCGCGCGCUUCCUGCUCAGACGACGCGCUGCUGCGCCACAGCGCGGGUUCGGAGCAGGUCGGCGGAGGGGAUCGGGGGGGAGCGGGGGAGCUGGGGAACGAAGCAGAGGGAGGGGGAGUGGUGAUGGUGGGAAACGGAGUGGUGGUAGAUGUAGAGCGGUUGAAAGCGGCUCAAUACGAUGCAUGGAUGCUGAAGCACCCUUCCGCGCUCGUGAGUUUCGACCGCCUAGCGGCGCUAAUGGAGGGGCGGCAGGUCGCGGUGUUCCUCGAUUACGACGGAACGCUGUCCCCGAUAGUGGACGACCCCGAUAAGGCCUAUAUGAGCUCCGCGAUGCGCGCGGCAGUGCGCGGCGUGGCGGCGCAUUUCCCCGCGGCGAUCAUCAGCGGGCGCGGGCGCGAGAAGGUGCUCUCGUUCGUUCAGCUGCCCGAGCUUUACUACGCGGGCAGCCACGGAAUGGACAUCAUGCUGCCCGCGUGCAAAAAGGGAGAGGAGGGAGAGGCGAACGGAGAAGGGGAAGAGGGCGGGGACGCGGAAGGGGACGGGGCAGGCGCAGGGGAAGAUGGCAGAAGGGGGAACGGAGGCGGGAGCAAGGGCGUGCGCGUGCAGGGGGCGCAGAGCGUGGACGAGAAGGGGCAUCAAGUGGUGCUGUUUCAACCCGCCAGCCGGUUCGCAGGCCUCAUGAAUCAGGUGUGCGAUGAGCUGAGGGAGCGGUUGAAAGCGGUGCAGGGGGCGCACGUGGAGAACAACAAGUUCUGUGUCAGCGUGCAUUUCAGGCGCGUGCCUGAGGAGCUAUGGGAGCAGCAGGCGGAGGUGGUGACGCAAGUCGUGGCACAGCACCCAGAGCUGCGCACCAGCCAUGGCAGGAAGGUGUUGGAGAUCCGGCCAGUGGUGGACUGGGACAAGGGCAAGGCCGUCGCCUACCUUCUCACCACCCUUGGGCUGAGUGGGGACGACUCAGUGCUGCCGGUGUACAUUGGGGAUGACCGCACCGAUGAGGACGCCUUUAAGAUGCUACAGGAGCGGGGGUCGGGGUGUGGCAUCAUAGUGUCAGCAGCACCCAAGCCCUCUGCUGCCACUUUCUCUCUUAGAGACCCCUCUGAGGUCAUGGCUUCAGUUUCUUGUUAUCUACCCACCGCUUCUGGCAUCACGGCUUCCCAUGAACACGUUCGCGCAGCGAGACUGGCCACGUCCGUUCGGCCACAUCUUGGCAUCGCGCCUUUCCGAAUCGCUAGCGCCCCGCGUGUGGCAAGUAGACGAUCAGUGGCGGCGAGGCCGCUGCUGGUGGUGGCGUCGGCAGCUACUGAGACGAAGACUUCAGGGAAGCUUGAGUGGAUAAACAAGCGAAGCUUCCUUGUGAAGAACAAGGUGGUUGGCGUGUCGCCCGCGGAAGCCGUGCGCCUGGCGAAGGAGGAGGGCCACGUCAUCAUUGACGUCAGAACGGUGGCGGAAUACAACGAGGUGCACCCCGAGGGCGCGGUGGGUGUGGAAUUCUACCGGCUGAUCAAGGAGUGGACGCCGUACCAUGUGCUGCGCCGCGCCGCCUUCGCCUUCUUUGGCGUGCUCAACGGCACCGAGGAGAACCCCGACUUCCUCGCGCAGGUGCAGGCAGCGGUACCAGACAAAGAGACCCCCAUCAUCCUGGCGUGCAUGCCGGGCGGCACACUAAAGCCCACUCAGAACUUCCCAUAUGGCAAGGAAUCGAGGUCUUUAAACGCGGCUAAUGUACUCGUGAAGAACGGAUAUAAGAAUGUUCGCCACAUUGAGGGUGGGCAAUACUACUGCCCCGAUUCUAAAAUCCUCUCACAUCAGCACAACUUAACGUUACCGGUUCUCUCCGCGACUCUCGAUCUGAUCGCCAUGGCUCGUCUCAGCGACAGCGCCGCCAAGGCCUUAUUCCUCCUCGCCUGCAUCGCAGCUGCGCUGCUGCUCUCCGCCCCUGCGCGCGGGGCCGCCGCGGCUGCCGACGCUGCGAAACCCGCCAACGCCAGUGCUGGAAACUCGACAGCGAAACCCGCUAACGCCACUGCUGCCAAGCCUGCUAACGCAACUGCUGCGAAACCCGCAAACGCGACCGCGACUGCCGGCAACGCGACUGCUGGCAACGCGACUGCCGGGCAUGGGAAAGAGGCUCUGGCGGGAACGGCGAAGCUGAGCAAGAGCGGGGGCGUGGGGAACGCGACGUCGUGCGAGUAUUACGGCAACUACACCAGCAACCCGUACUUCGGCAAGGGGCUCACCGCCACGCUGCCGCCCGAGACGUGGUUCAAGCGGUGCGGCGCGUGCUACCUCGUCAAGUGCGCCAACGACACGAAGCGGUGCCACGGAGACAAGGCGGCGGUGACGGUGCGCGUGGUGGGCGAGAGCAAGGCGGCGAAGCAGCUGUCGCUGUCGCGGGUGGCGUGGGGCAAGAUCGUGAAGGGCGACGAGGCGAGCCCCGUGAACAUCACGUACAAGCGCACGUCGUGCGUGUCUACCGUGGGCUCCGCCGUGCGCGUGCGACGCGACGCGACGGCCGACAAGUUCAAGAUCCAGCUGGUGGGGCUAGCGGGCCCCGGCACGCUGUCGCAGGUGGAGCUGAGCGCGGACGGCAGCAAGUGGGUGAACCUCACGCGCGACGGCAUCAAAGCCGUGUGGGUCGUGGAGGGCGCGAACGCCAAGCAGGUGGUGGGUGCCAAGAAGGCCAUGAGCGUUCGCCUCACGGCGCCGCACACGCUCGAGAAGAUCACCCUCGACAAAGUGAUUCCCCCCAACUGGAAGGCCGCUGGGCUGUACAGCUCCAAGGUGAACUUCAAGCAGGUGCUGCCCAAGGGCACCACUAGGAAGAGCAAGUAG